Molecule: messenger RNA, 1289 nt
Organism: Lingula anatina
Lineage: Eukaryota; Metazoa; Brachiopoda; Lingulata; Lingulida; Lingulidae
Product: interferon-induced protein 44
Source: RefSeq, a predicted model, not a curated record
CUGGAAGUACUGUGGUGAGAAAAGGAGUCGCGAUCUACACCUGAACAACCAGUUGAUCUGACACAGAGCACCCAAGCCAAUAUAAAGCCCAUUACGCCGCUAUGCCGAUACUUGAUAACAAGGCGUACCGGAAACAACUCCGUACAUGGAUUGGUGACCCGGCCUUGACCUUUGACCUUCUGUACAGCGCCUCCAGAGACGGCUGCAGUGGUCAGGCUUUCCAUGCGAAGUGCAACAACCAAGGUCCGACUGUUUCUGUUGGUCAGAACAGCGCUGGUUACGUCAUAGGGGGAUACACGAGCAUCGCAUGGACAUCACGCGGAAGUUAUUAUAAUGAUGACCGUGCAUUUUUGUUCCAGCUCUUACCAAACAUGGUAAAGUUUGCUCGCAGUGGGUACGGAAAUGAUGUUUAUGACAUUGCUACACACGGCCCCACGUUUGGAGGUGGGAACGAUCUGCUCUUCUUUUACAGUUCAAUCAGUAAACAUGGUGCUUAUUUCAACACAAAUGGCAACAGUAACAUUGGUUACAGUUAUAAUGCCAAUGGUUACAACACCCCAACAUUCACGGGCAACAACAACGCCUAUCUCGACAUUGAAGUGUACGCUGUAAAACAGGGAAAUCUGGAAGAUGAAUUAUGUGAAAAAGAUAAACCAUGGCGCAAAACUGACAUUAACGACUGGAGUAGUAAGACUAAAGACAAACUUUUUGAUGAAUUGGUGUCGUUCUCCACUCCAAGCCCGGCCAAAGUGCCCGCCGUACGCCUCCUCCUGGUGGGCAGUGUGGGGGCGGGGAAAUCCAGCUUCUUUAACACCGUGCGCUCUGUGUGGAAAGGCAAAGUACGCAGCCAAGCGGCGACCGGAACAGCACCUCAUAGCCUCACAACCAAGUAUCGUGUGUAUGAGAUUCGAGGAGGCCACCAGACACCUGCGUUCCGUCUGUGUGACACCAUGGGUCUAGAAGAGGACCAGGGACUAGAUGUGGUCGAUAUGUCCUAUGUGCUAGAUGGUCACGUGCCGGACCAUUUCCAGUUUAACCCGGCUGUGCGUAUCACACGUAAAUCUCCUGGUUUUGUGAAGGACCCUGGUUUGGGUGACGCCAUUCACUGCGUAGCACUUGUCAUAGAUGGCAGUACAUACAAGGUCAUGCCACCCAAGGUCAAGGACAAAUUGCUGGGUAUACGAACUCUGGCACGUGACAGAGGGAAUGUUACAAAACGCGAGGUGUUUUCCGUAAUUGGUAAUGCGACAGAGGCGGCACACGUCGUCGUGUUUUCAGUCACUCCAUAA